CGUGUGGUUGUUGUAGUUGUAGAUUUUGCAUGUCAGUAAAUACAGUAGCUUGCUAGCUAGCACGCAUAUACAUUUGUAUCCAUGUAUAUUGUUAGAUAUUUAACUUUUAGUGGUGACAGUUAGGUUUUUGAUGUAUAGGGCUUUACUAAAGACGAAAAUCUCACUACAGAAAUGUCAAAUGAAUCAACAGCUCAUUAUCAGAUAAAAAGUCACAGUAGACAGGAAGUUAAUUAGCUAAGUAAUGAAUGUCAUAGUAAUGUGACAAAAACACAAGAUAUUAUUCUGUAGAGGGGUUCCCUUAAGUAUUUGUUGGCCAAAGUUGGAAAUGUUAAGUGGGCGUCCUCCAAUUAACCGGGAAACAUUGCCCUGAAAAGAAAACCACAUUUUUCCAAGUAAGCACACAGAAAGAGAGAGAGCCACAGGAGGGGAAAGGGAGCAAGGGACUUGGCAGAAGACAGGAGAAUAAAAGGCAGUGAGGUCUAUGUGAACAUCGGACCAGAGGAGUCAAGAGGAGUCCGCACUGGGUCGGUCACCAUGGGUGGUGUAUCAGGACCAGUUCUCCUGUGGCUGCAGGAUGUGUUAGGGGUAACUCUCCUUAGAGCCCGUCGGACUCUGCUGCAGGCUGCAAUCCUCUUCUGCGUUCUAGUGCUGCUGGUGUGGGUGGCCAUCUUCCUUUAUGGCAGCUUCUACUACUCCUACAUGCCCACCGUCAGCUUCUCUACACCGGUACACUAUCACUACAGUUCCGACUGUGACGUGUCAGAGUCAGUACUCUGCUCUUUCCCUGUGGCUAACAUCUCACUGCUGAAGAAUGGCAAAGACCAGGUUAUGAUCUAUGGUCAGCCAUACCGAAUCUCUUUAGAGCUGGAAAUGCCUGAGUCGCCAGUCAAUGAACAGCUUGGAAUGUUCAUGAUUAAGAUGACUUGCUACACCAAGGGCGGCCAGACAGUUGCAACGGUGGCACGCUCUGCUAUGCUGCACUACCGCUCUGGUCUUCUGCAGACCCUGAAUACUCUACUGUUCUCUCCUCUCCUGCUGACCGGGAUGACAGAGCAGAAGCAGCUCGUUGAGGUUGAGCUCUUCUCAGACUACAAGGCCAAUUCUUAUCAACCCACUGUUGGUGCUGUUAUUGAGAUCCAGUCUCGGCGGGUGCAGAUCUACUCCGCUCAGCUCAGGAUCCAUGCUUUCUUCACUGGCAUCAGAUAUGUCCUAUACAACUUUCCAGUGACGUCUGCUGUGAUUGGUGUGGCCAGCAACUUUGCCUUCCUCAGUGUCAUCGUCCUCUUUGGAUACCUACAGUUCAUAUGGGGGGGCCUUUGGCCUCCUGAGCAGUUCAGAGUGAAGGUUAUGAUGGGAGACACGACCCGCCUGCAAAGGAGAAGAGACGAGGCUCGAAAGCGCAUGUCCUUCACGCAGACUAAAAUGCCUCAGAAAGACAAUGACGGUCUGGUUGAGCAGUUGGAAGAACCUAGACAAGAAGAAUCUGUAAUAAAGAAAGGAGAGCUGGAAACCCCAGAUGUUAUUGGUUCUCUGAAAGAGGCCCCUUGUUUACCAGAACCUGAAACAGCCCUUCAGCUGUUGUCCGAUGAGCCGCCAGUGCUCUUGGAGGGUCUUCAAAUGAGCGUGACCAAUGUGAGUGAGGAGCCUGCUGAUCUGCAGGAUAGAGGUCCAGGAGCGGCCCUGUUGGAGGGAUCCCAGGUGCCUCAGCCAGGGGAAUCUACAUUGCGUCAGAGACAGGGACCCUGGAUGAGUCUCUGAACCAUGGAUGAUAGCUGGUACAUUUACAUGCAGAAUGGUCCCUCAAUGUGCCUUUCAUUGACAGGCAAAGAGAGAGAUUGACAAAGAUUUAUAGACUAAAGCUGGAUGAUUGACAGACUGUAUUACAGAAACGCACACUCGUACACAGACACAUGUUAAAAUAUCCUAUCAUUUUACUUUAAAAAUGGGUUUUUAUUAAUUUUGUCAAGUGUACUUCACCUAUCUUUACCUCAGCUUUACCUCACUUUUCAUUACAGCGUGUAACUACAGGGUUUUGUUCCGUCAGUCUUUAAGGACAGGAAUGUGGAAAGAAGGCUAUGCUAUUAGACUUGGAUUUGCUAAAUCCCAACUCUUGCAUGUCUUUCAGAGUAAUAAAAAUAAGCUAUGCAGUCUUUAAGUACUUCCUAGUAAUUCGCUAGCUUGCACCAUUUGAGCAAAGACAGUUGUUAAUCCUUUUUAUAAAUAUUAUUGAGCAAGUAUACCAGCAUAGCUGAUCUUUAGUGCCUGGGAUUGAGGCCUAUGCUUACUGUAGGAAGCAGAGCACCCUGAGAUGCAGAAUAUUGACCCUGCAGAUUACACUGGUACACUUGUAAAGUUUAAUUUCUUUUCUUUUUUUCAUUUUUUUUUAUGGUUGUUAAUUUUAAACACAAAGAACAUGCAUCAUGUUUACUCCUUUGCAAUAGAUGCAGUAUGUUUUAUGAUUUUACUUCAACUUUGUAGACCUUUUAGAUCUGUUACAGGGACCACCACAUAUUGAAAUCAAUUGAAUGUAAGUUAUUUGGUUCAAAACAUUUACAAGAGGUUUUACAUUGUAUUCCCAUAGGACAGCACUUAAAAGUAUUUAUUAAAACACUUAGUAUUUAACCAAAGUGGUUCUCAAUGUUACACCAUUUUUAAAUGUGUUUUUUCUUCUGUUCAUAGCUAAAUGUUUCAAGGAACAAUGAAGGAGGAAAAUAUGUAAUAAAUAAGAUUUGGUCUGUGAUAUUGUCAAAAUGUAUUGGGGAUGUUCAUUCAAAUAGGCAAUAAUACAAUAUAUGGAAUGUGUUUUGAACUGAGUAGAAAUACCAUGUGAAUAAAAGUUAUUUGAAACAUAA
Molecule: messenger RNA, 2852 nt
Organism: Esox lucius (northern pike)
Lineage: Eukaryota; Metazoa; Chordata; Actinopteri; Esociformes; Esocidae
Gene: bscl2
Product: BSCL2 lipid droplet biogenesis associated, seipin
Exons: 11
Coding region: 535-1758 (407 amino acids)
Biological process (GO): lipid storage; lipid droplet organization
Cellular component (GO): endoplasmic reticulum membrane
Source: RefSeq, a predicted model, not a curated record